Messenger RNA from Monodelphis domestica (gray short-tailed opossum), 4949 nucleotides. It is a transcript of the gene MYRF, whose product is annotated as myelin regulatory factor. Gene Ontology annotation, molecular function: DNA-binding transcription factor activity; sequence-specific DNA binding. Gene Ontology annotation, biological process: positive regulation of DNA-templated transcription; central nervous system myelin maintenance; protein autoprocessing. Gene Ontology annotation, cellular component: nucleus; endoplasmic reticulum membrane. Lineage: Eukaryota; Metazoa; Chordata; Mammalia; Didelphimorphia; Didelphidae. The record is from RefSeq and is a predicted model, not a curated record.
AUGGCCGUACCUGGGAUGACACAGGUGGUCCUGCUGGGCUGCUGUGCCUGUAGUUUGUCUUUGGUGCCUUCCGGAAGGGGCAGGAGGCCGUGUGAAAGGAGACACAAGCCCAAAGGGGGGCCCAAACGGGCCGAUCCGUUUCUCCCUAGAAUAAGAGCCGUCGGAGAAGGCGGCAGCCCCCCCCCCUCGCUCAGGGGGCCUCCUCAGCUCCCACAAGCAGGGCGCAUUCAGCACCGACCGAGGCCUCCAGGCGCCACGCUUGGGGCGGGGGGGGCUCCGGGGGCUCCCCAGGCUCGACCAUCCUUGGCCGCUGGGGGAGGAGAGGGGGGACCCCUGCGGCGCGUGCCUGUUAACUCGUCUCCCUCACCGUGUCCCCUUGUCCCAGGCCACGACAUCAAUGGGGCCCUGGAGCCCUCGAACAUAGACACGAGCAUCCUGGAGGAGUACAUCAGCAAGGAGGAUUCUUCGGACAUCUGCUUCCCCGACCUCCCUGCUCCUGCCAGCUACCCGCAGCCCCAGCCCUCCGGAUCCUCGGCGGCCCCUGGCUCUGGCCAUCACCUGAGCCCGCCGGGGGGCGGGGGAGGACCUUCCGGCCGCCACGGCCCCCUCCCCCCCCCCUCCCUGCGGCCCGGCUUCGGUGCCCACCUCAACUACAACAACAACAACGGUCUGGUGGUGCCCAGAGGCCAUGCGGGCGGGCCCUGCCCGGGCGGGGGCUCGGGGCCCCCCAUCAAGUCGGAGCCCAAGGCGGCCUACGCCCCCGGCGCGCUGCCCGACUCGCCGCCCGACUCCGGCUCCGAAGCGUACUCCCCCCCCCAGGGGGCCGACCCUCACCUCCUGCGAACGAUGACCCCCGAGAGCAUGUGCCACGUCAGCGUCCCCUCCCGCCUGGAGCACCCGCCCCCGCCGCCCCCCAGCAGCCACCUGGCCGGCCCCCCCCUGCCCCCCGGGGCCCUGGCCGGCCCCCCCCUGCCGCCGCCCCCCCACUACCCCGUGCUGCAGCGGGACCUGUACAUGAAGGCGGAGCCCCUGAUGCCCCCCUUCGGCCUGGGGCAGGGCCUGGGCCCGGGGGAGCUGCACCACGCCCAGCACGGCCAGACGCUCCAGCAGCUGCUGCAGCCGCACGCGGCCCAGCUCCCCGCACACCCCUCCAAGAAGAGGAAACAUUCCGAGUCACCCCCCAACACCCUCAACGCCCAGAUGCUCAACGGGAUGAUAAAGCAGGAGCCAGGUACGGUGGCCUCCCUGCCCCUCCAUCCUGCCAGAGCCCCUACGCCGCCCUGGCAUCAGCAAGGCCCCCUCUCGCCAGGACCAGGAUCCCUUCCCCUCAGCAUUGCCAGAGUCCAGACACCGCCCUGGCACCCACAGGGGGCGCCUUCCCCAGGCCUCAUGCAGGACAACGAAAGCCUGAACGGCUCCUACCUGGACCCCAAUUACCAGUCCAUCAAGUGGCAGCCGCACCAGCAGAACAAGUGGGCCGCGCUCUACGAUGCCAACUACAAGGAGCUACCCAUGCUCACGUACCGGGUGGAUGCCGACAAGGGCUUCAACUUUUCCGUGGGCGAUGACGCCUUCGUGUGCCAGAAGAAGAACCACUUCCAGGUGACGGUGUACAUCGGCAUGCUGGGGGAGCCCAAGUACGUGAAGACCCCCGAGGGGCUGAAGCCGCUGGACUGCUUCUACCUGAAGCUGCAUGGCGUCAAGCUAGAGGCCCUGAAUCAGUCCAUCAACAUCGAGCAGUCCCAGUCGGACCGGAGCAAGCGGCCCUUCAACCCUGUGACGGUCACCCUGCCACCUGAGCAGGUCACCAAGGUGACGGUGGGACGCCUGCACUUCAGUGAGACCACUGCCAACAACAUGCGCAAGAAGGGCAAACCCAACCCAGACCAGAGGUACUUCAUGCUGGUGGUGGCAUUGCAGGCUCAUGCCCAGAACCAGACGUAUACGUUGGCAGCCCAGAUCUCCGAGCGCAUCAUAGUCAGGGCCUCGAACCCUGGCCAGUUUGAGAGUGACAGCGACGUCCUGUGGCAGCGGGCCCAGCUGCCCGACACCGUCUUCCACCACGGCCGGGUGGGCAUCAACACGGACCGGCCCGACGAGGCUCUGGUCGUCCACGGCAACGUGAAGGUCAUGGGCUCCCUCAUGCACCCCUCGGACCUGCGGGCCAAGGAGCACGUGCAGGAGGUCGAUACCACUGAGCAGCUGAAGAGGAUUUCCCGGAUGCGGCUCGUCCACUACAGCUACAAGCCCGAGUUUGCGGCCAGCGCGGGCAUCGAGGCCUCUCCUGAGACAGGCGUCAUCGCUCAGGAGGUCCAGGAGAUCCUGCCCGAGGCCGUGAAGGACACGGGCGACGUGGUCUUUGCCAACGGGAAGACCAUCGAGAACUUCCUGGUUGUGAACAAGGAGCGGAUCUUCAUGGAGAACGUGGGCGCCGUGAAGGAGCUGUGCAAGCUCACCGACAACCUGGAGACCCGCAUCGACGAGCUCGAGCGCUGGAGCCACAAGUUGGCCAAGCUCCGGCGGCUGGACAGCAUGAAGUCCUCGGGCAGCUCCGGGGCCUUCAGCCAAGCGGGCAGCCAGUUCAGCCGGGCCGGGAGCGUCCCCCACAAGAAGCGGCCCCCCAAGGUGGCCAGCAAGUCGCCCUCGGCGGUCCCAGACCAGGCCUGCAUGAGCCAGCGCUUCCUGCAAGGGACCAUCAUCGCCCUGGUGGUGGUCAUGGCGUUCAGCGUGGUGUCCAUGUCGACGCUGUACGUGCUGAGUCUCCGGAGCGAGGAGGAGCUCGUGGACGUGGACGGCUCUCUCGCUGUGUCUGCUUCCUGUCUUCUGGGCCUGCUCCGGGCCCCCGGGGGGAGUGUGGCCCUGUGCCCCUGGUCAGGCCAGAGCUACGGCACCACCCAGCUCCGCCAGGCCCCCGCCUCCACCGGCCCGCCCAGCCCCCGGCCCUCCUCCCAGCCCGCCCCCACCGGCCUGCCAGGCUCGGCCCCUGCCCUGGCCCUCCGGCACCUCGACCUGUGCCCCGGCCCACCCUGCCCGGUCGUCUGCUGCCCCCCGGCCACCCCCAGCCCCUCCCCCAGCCCCACUGCCAACCGCUCAGGCCCGAGCCAGACCUCGCUGCUGCCGGUCACCAGCAUCAGAGCCAAGUCUUGGGGCCUUUCGGCCAAUGGGAUCGCCCACGCCAAGCCCCCCAAGAGCCUGGAGCCCCCCGCCAGCCCCUCGGCCCCUUUCACCGGCGUGCAGGGCAAGGCCAAGAACAGCCCCAACCUGUCCAUCCCGGCGCGUGCCCGCCGAGGGGCCCCGCCGGGCGGCCCCCCCACACUCCCCCCUGGCCGUGCCGACGCCCCGCUGGACGCCCAGCCGGCCCUGAGCUCCAUCCAGGUCCUGGAGAGCUCCCUGCCCGUCACUGCCCAGUACUGUGCCCCGGGGGACGCCUGCAGGCCAGGGAACUUCACCUACCGCAUCCCCAUCAGCAGCAGCACCCCGCUCCACCUCAGCCUCACCCUGCAGAUGAACGCCAGCUUCCCCGUCUCGGUGACCUUGUGCAGCGUGAUGUCUCAGGAGAACCCGUGCGAGGAGGGCGCCUUUCCCCGCGGCCUGCACGUCCACGGUGACACCCAGGGUACCUCCCACCAGUGGCCUGUGGCCAUCUUGUCCUUCCAGGAGUUCGCUUACCACUUCCGAGUGGCCCUGCUGGGUCAGGCCAACUGCAGCUCGGAGGCGCCCCCGCAGCCCGCCACCGACUACUACUUCCACUUCUAUCGCCUGUGCGACUGAGCGCCGCUGGCCGGGCCCUGCACCCGGCAGAGCCUGCCCGAGGCCGGGGGCCCUCCGGGGCUCCUCUUCUCCCACACUGGACGUGACCGGGUUACACUGGAGCGGGGCUGGGGGCGACCCUGCACCGCCCUCGCCCGCUGGGGCUGCUCGCAGCCCGCCGACACUGGAAUUCCUGCUGCACACCCAGGCUGGAGGCCUGGGCCGGAGUCCCAACACUGGAAUAGUCGCCCCUGCACGCUGCCCGGCCGUACCCGGGGGGCCGGGGCGUCCCUCCCGGCUUCCCUGUUACAGGGCCGAGCGGGAGGCCGGAAGCCUGGGAAGGGGCGGCCUCGGGGCUCCCCCCGGCUGCCAGGCCGGGGUUUCUGGGUUGGGCCGCAGCCGUCCCGGCCGCCCUUGAACCCCACCGUGGCGUUUUCAGGCGGCCCAGCCCCGGCUGGGCCUUGUCUGCCAGGCUCGGUCUCGGGGAGCUCAUUCUAAAAUGGACUCGGAUGGGGCAGGCCCAGAGGGCAGCCUGUCCAGCUCUGCCCGCUGCCUGCCCAGCCUCGCACUGCCAAAGCAGCCCCGGCCUCCCCCCUCCUGGCCAUCGGGCCUCCAGGCCACACCCCCAAGGGCUGCUCCCCAAGAAUGCCUUUGCCCUCAGGGCUCUCCAAGCACCCACCCCGGGGGAGGCUGGGAGCCCUCACGGAAACUGCCCCCCUUUCCCUGUCCGCCCUCGGGGCGCCCCUGCUCGUGCCUAUCUCUCCGCGGCCCCCAGGAGGCAGAGGGUCGGCCGGGGGCGUUUCAUUUUGGACCAAAGUUGCCUUAGUCCGAGGUGGAAGGCGAGGCGGAGAGCCCCCAUUCUGGUGCUGGGAGGCCCAGAAGAACUUUGCCAGCCCGACGCCGGAGUCUUGUUUCUUUAGCGAAUCCCCGCCCCCGCCUGCUGUAAAUAGCCCCCCCCCCCCCCCUGCUAACUGUCCGCUCACCGGCCCUCACCCCCCCCCCCCCCCCCCCGCUUCGCCCCUGCCCAGCGUUAACCAUCCCCGCCGAGCUUUGAUUCAUAUUUAUAUUGUGCCAAGUCUGACCGUGGGACGGCGUCCCGCUCGCUCACUCCGUUUCUGUUGGCUUCCCCUGGACCGUCCUUUCUUCCGGAGGCAAAUAUACAUAUAUAAAUAAAUCUAUAAAUACGGCUUUGUACCCAA